Dentiscutata erythropus is the source of this 331-nucleotide messenger RNA. NCBI's taxonomy places the organism in Eukaryota, Fungi, Glomeromycota, Glomeromycetes, Diversisporales, Gigasporaceae. The record is from the annotation of a GenBank genome assembly.
GGCUACCAUUAUUGCCUGCGGAGGCUUGUUAUGGUUGGAUCCUUUCAUCAUUCAAAGGAAAAUGCCUGCGAAAAUGAAUAAAACGCGUAAAGCGAAUGUUCGUAAGAGAUUGAAAGCCGUUGAUAAAGUUAUCGCAGCUGUCGCGGAAUCAGGCGUUAAAUGUAAAGCUUUGACACUUGCGCUCCAAUUACCAAAAGAAUCAGAAAUGAAACCAAGAGAUAAAUACACGGUUUUUAGCAAAAAUCAUAAAGGUUACAGGAAAGGUUUGCAUAAAGUGCCCAAAUUUACAAAAGUUACAAUGAGAACUUCUCCUCCGGGUUUCACUUCUUAA